Messenger RNA from Aphanomyces astaci, 390 nucleotides. RefSeq lists its product as hypothetical. The record is from RefSeq and is a predicted model, not a curated record. Bases 1 to 390 code for a protein of 129 amino acids. Lineage: Eukaryota; Oomycota; Saprolegniomycetes; Saprolegniales; Verrucalvaceae. The transcript has 2 exons.
AUGCCUUCGGAUGAACCAUCAGCCAUCUUUGACCGCGUGUGCGAUCGUGUCCAAAUCCUAUGGCCUGGGACUGGUGCAAUUACCGAAAUCAGGCUGAAGAUAACCGACCGCCUCUUGGUGUCGUCACCUAUCCCGAUGCAUGCUGGUGAAGUGGACUUCAUUGCGGACGAACGCACUGUGGAGAGAAUGGGAAAAACAUGGCACCAGUAUCUCGUUCACUGGGCCCGACCUCAUCUAUUGGGGUGCACGCGAUCAUGGGUGAUAAGCCGCUCUAUGAAACAUUGUCCCGAAGCGUUGGGUGUGUACACGCGUUGGCGACAACAUCCUGGCAACUUUACGUAUUCCGAAUACCGAUUCCACCGCAACAAAGCAAACGGACCCUCGACGUAG